Molecule: messenger RNA, 1890 nt
Organism: Aspergillus steynii IBT 23096
Lineage: Eukaryota; Fungi; Ascomycota; Eurotiomycetes; Eurotiales; Aspergillaceae
Product: oxidoreductase, short-chain dehydrogenase/reductase family
Exons: 3
Coding region: 97-1527 (476 amino acids)
Source: RefSeq, a predicted model, not a curated record
AUCCAUUCUCCAUUGAUCCAUUCAUUGACUGCCUGAGUGAUCCCUGCAUUGUCCAUCGAUUUUAAACAACGGCUCUUCUUCAUCAUUGUCAUCAUCAUGGAUCUUAAAGACUACGUCAGCCAUGAGCCCUUCCAUCUUCAAUCCAUGGGCGCCAUCACCACCUGCUCUCCGUCUCCUAUCUCUCUGCCCUUGCUCUCACCAUCACAGUCGCAAUCGCAAUCCCCAUUCCCCUCUUCAUGCCAUCCCGAUCCCGCCCUGCAGUCCUCGUCUCUGAACCACGUUAUGAACAACUUCUACCCGGAACCAGUCGCCUUGUCGCUGCACAAUUAUCGCAAGUACCUGGCGCACGGGGGCUCGUCGACCUCUGUCGAUGGACACGAUUUCAAAAAGCUGCGCCGGAAAAAUGCGGCCUUGAAUCUGAAUCAACCGUCUGACCCUCCGCAUUCUGUCUCGCCCUUCUCGGUGUCCUCGGCGUCGAGUCCGCCGCCGCUGUCGCCUUCGUCGUCGCCCAGUGCGGUUAGCGAGUUGGGCGCGGAGAGCUUGCGCGGGUUUCUUUUAUCGCCUAGUCCUGUGGACUGGGGUUCAGGCGAGCGUUCGGGGCACCGGCUGGAUUCGUAUAAAAUCUUGAACACAUUCCGUGACAGACUUGAGCAGUACCCCGAUCCCGACCCGACGCCCUCGAUCCGCGGCCACAGCAAGACCUACUCUGACUCUGCACUGCUCAACGUCCCCCAAGAUGACUCGACGGUCAUCAGCCACAACGGGACCUCGUUCGAGAUUCUCAACCCCCAUGAAUCGCUGCGCUUUGCGCGCAUCGUCUCUUAUAUCGAAGACGUGGACACGUACUCAGUCCCCAGCUCGUCCGGCCACGGUCACCAACGGGACUCGUACCUAUUCGACGACACCAAUUCCAUUCCUAUCUACGAUACAUCGUUCCUAGACGACGAUGACCACCGUUCCUUUCCCUACCCCCUAGAGGACACGCACGAGGAAGACAUCAGCCCCGACGUGACCGCCCACCACGACCUUGUCGGCGACUCGCCGCACCACCCCAUGCCGUCGAUCUCCGAGCGUCUAGAAGAAAACGACGUCGAGUCCACCUACUCGCCCGAUGAUCCCCGCCGCAACUCCUACUCUUUCCCUUACCCUCCCUCUCCCACCUCCCCUUCUCACUCCCGCUCCUACUCCUACUCUCACUUCCACCGCCCCUCCCGCCUCUGGACCCCUCGAUCCUUCGACUCCUCCGACCUCGGCGAACCCGGCUCCCCCGUCUGCGAAGACGACUACAACCCGCACACCUCCUGGAAGCCAAGCCCCGGAUACCCCCGCUCCCUCGACGCAGAAGUCGUGAUCACGCGCUCAGGGAAGAACGAAAUCCACGUCCAGCGCCGUCCCACUCAGCGCUCAUCCAACCGUCCCGCGAAGGGCGGCCCCGAAGCGAGCAAAACGGGCCCGUUUCGACGUCUCUGCGUGUUUGCGAUGGCGUGGCGACGCAAGAAGUUUUUCGGGGGUGAGGGGACGAAAUAAUCUUAAAAUCAUUCAUCUACCUUCUCAUUACGUUCCUUGGUUUCUUUCCGUUCAGUUCCGUUUUCUUUUAUCGAUUUACAUCAGAUUAUUUCUCUUGUUCUGCUUUGCAUGAUUGCUUGCUUGCUUGCGAUAACUAGCGAUAGCGAUAGCGAUUGAUUGAUUGAUUGAUUGAUAUAGAUAGAUAGGUCUUGUUGUGUUUGAGUUUGAGUUUGGUCUCUCGCAGUUUUGUUGUCAUGAUCGUGUCGAUUUCUGAGAAACGCACGAUUGGGUUCCAAUGAGCGAUUUGCUUCGUCUUUUUCGUUUGUCGUCUUUCCCAUCACUGAUUCGAUUCGUUUGCUCUGUUUUCCUCUGUAGCCAUAUUAU